UAUGGUAGUAUUCCUGAUUGACGAAACACGAACAAGCAAUUGCAACGAACCGGGAGCGAAUGAAAAAAAGAACCUUCGUCAGAGAAAUGGACGCCAAUAGCAGUUGGAGCACAGUUUUCGCAGUUAUCAAGUUUGUGGUUUGCUUCUUUGGAAUUAUUUUAAAUGGCUUAGUAAUUUUGACAAUUUGCAAGAACCUCCGUCGUUCAUCACCACCAAGCUACCUCAUUCUCAGUAUUGCGGUGAGUGACCUCGUUUCUUGCUCAGUGGCCAUUCCAUUUUCGAUUGCAUUUUACUUCCAGAAGCAAUGGCCGUUUGGUAUGGCUGGAUGUAAAGCUCACGCCUUCAUGAUUUUCCUUCUGGCACUCGUUUCCAUCACCCACUUGGCUGUAAUUUCGGUGGGGAAGUUCCUUACCAUAACUAGAUCUCUUUCCAGAGAUUCAUACUUCAGCAAGAGGACGGUCUUAUGGAUAGUCUUUGGCUCUUGGAUGUAUUCUUUAGUCUUCAGCGUGCCACCGUUAUUAGGUUGGUCAAGAUAUGGGUUGGAAGGAACCAAUGAAUCAUGCUCGAUCAUCUGGGAAUCGAAAGUUCCUAGUGACAAGGCGUAUUUUGGAAUAAUAUUCUUUGCUUGCUACGUUUUACCUAUCACACUUAUUGCAUUUUGCUAUUACAAAAUUCAUAAAGUUUCUAGUCAUGUCGUCGAAACUUCUCUACAAAUAAAUAGGGUGGCCAUGACUAUGUCUGAAGCUCUGUUGAAAAAACAUCGUAAAUCGGCCAUGUACUUUUUAAUUAUCAUAGCAGUUUUCCUUUUCUCGUGGUCUCCUUAUGCCAUCGUAUCCUUCAUGACAAUUUUCGGGGGAAGCGUUGAUGCUGUUGCUACCAGUGCAUGUAGCGUUUUCGCAAAGACAUCAUUCCUAGUCAACCCAAUGCUGUAUGCCAUUGUGUCGCGGAAGUUUCGACGCCGAAUGAUUCAGGCGAUUCCCAUAAACAGACCAAAUCGAGUGGUUGUUCCUGCAGAUGCUUUUCACCUAACGUCUGUAGCACUAGCUCUCUAA
Messenger RNA from Pocillopora verrucosa, 1052 nucleotides. RefSeq names its product melanopsin-like. NCBI's taxonomy places the organism in Eukaryota, Metazoa, Cnidaria, Anthozoa, Scleractinia, Pocilloporidae. The record is from RefSeq and is a predicted model, not a curated record. Gene Ontology annotation, cellular component: plasma membrane. Gene Ontology annotation, molecular function: G protein-coupled photoreceptor activity. Gene Ontology annotation, biological process: cellular response to light stimulus; G protein-coupled receptor signaling pathway; phototransduction.